Molecule: messenger RNA, 4606 nt
Organism: Linum trigynum
Lineage: Eukaryota; Viridiplantae; Streptophyta; Magnoliopsida; Malpighiales; Linaceae
Source: the annotation of a GenBank genome assembly
UUUACCACUGAGGUUAACCACCAAUAUAAUCAAGUUUGAGUGGUUAUUAGAACAUACAAGAGCAUCGAGGAUGGCCGAAGCGCGCGCAUUCGGUUCGACCUAUAAUAAGGACAUUGCCAAACAUGUAUGUGUAUUAUUGCUACCCAAAUAUGAGGCUCUCAAAUCUCCAGAUUUGACUAGGAAUGGUUGGCAAAUCAUGUCUCUAUUAGCCAACAAACGUCCUCUCUCCAACUCCACCAGACACCAAAAAGAAUCCAACCCUACCCACAGGAAGGUUAGGAGGGAAGAGAUAGAUUUUUAAAAUCCACAUAUAGAAAGGAAUAGCAGAGCUGAGGAUUAUGUGUAUUUAUGAUGGAUUGGGUGUUUUCCCAACUUUACCUUUCCUUUUGUCUGCAGCUUCAUGUAGCUGGCAAAAGGGGCAGGUGUGGUGUUCUGUUCUGUCUGUCUUGCUUCCCCCUGUUUUCUUUCUAGUGGCAAAUGGCCACUCCUUGAUGAUGGUUCUCUACUUUUUUUCUUUCCUUCCAAAGCUUUAUCUGUUCAUGGGCAGUCCUUUUGUGGUUAUCAUGGCCAAAGGUUUUCAUACUAUAGCUAAUGAGUGUUAUGUGAGUGGCUCAAAGUUCAUUAGUUGUAACAAUCAUUAAGGGCCGGUCCAUGGCAAACAAAAUUGAAAUCUGAAUUGAACUAAGACCCGAUUUGAUGUAUAAUUUGGUUUGGUUUUGAUUCUCUAAUUAAAGACCGUUUCUUUCGAACGUGUUUCUUGUAUAAGAAUGGAAAAGUAGACGACUUUUAAUUGGGAAUUGGAUGAAUUUGGAUUCUAUAGUAUGAAGUUUUUAUAUGGUUAAAUCUCGUCUACCUUUAUUUUUUUAUCUAGCUCAAAAUCUUAAUUUGGUGUACAUCUAGACCACGAUAGACCAUGCCUUUUGUUUAUCACUAAACUAAACUGCAGAUCGAAGAAAUUUUAUUUGUUAGAGAAGAAUUAAAUGAAAAUAAUGGACUUACAACCUUCCCGUUAUUAUCACGAUCAUUACGGGAACUAAAAAGUGGCCCAUGCAGGUCUCGAACCUGCGACCUUCGCGUUAUUAGCACGACGCUCUAACCAGCUGAGCUAAUAGGCCAGACGGCUUCUAUUGUGAUUUGUAAGAUUAAUUUUUAUAGUUACACUUGCCUUGUUUCCAAGGUCAUACCAACAUUCAAGAUAUUGUAUAUGAUAUUUUGAAUAUGGAUUUCACUAGAGAUGUUUUUAUGAAUUAGAAUCUUCAUUUCAAAUAGGAAAAAAACUUUUUUUUCAUUUAUUAGGCAAUAUAAUAUUUGUUGAUGGUAAAAAAAGAAGAAGGAAAAAAAAAACAUUUGUUAGAAAAAUAUUUGAGUAAAAAUUGACCUUCGCGUUAUUGGCCCACUGUGGGCUUUGCCACUAACCCGAGCUCAAGUUGAGAAGCCUCUUAUUAUACAUCUGGGCCCAUCAGGCCUACAGAUUCAAUCUUUCGUUUCUCCUUCACCACGGCCGAAAGAAAAAGUGAAAACCCCAGGGAUAAACCUUCCUCUCCCUCUCGCUCGCUGUCCCUCCCGCCUGAACCAGAUCGACGGGAAGACAGCCUCUCCUUCCAUUUGCUAGACAUUCAUGAAACCUCCGCUGCCUUUUCAAUCAUCGUAGAACAUCUUGUUUCCAGGUACUUGAAGCUCUUGUUUUACUAAUAGUUCAGCAAUUUGUUGAAUAAAAAUGGCGCGGAACUCAUGUUUGAGCUAAAGCUUGGGUUUUUAUGCGUCGGUUGGGCAUUAUAUGAACUUCCAUCAGCUUGAACUUGCUUUCAAUUCGGUGCCCUCUUUUUGCAUGGCUUUUGGGUUCUUAUGAUUAGGGUAGAUGAUGAAAUUUCAUUGCUUUUGGAAUGAUCGGAUUUGUGUGUUUAAAAUGCUUGCAGAGGGAGAGAAGGCAUUCCAUGAUUUAUCCAAAUUCGGAGUAUGCUGAAUCUGGGUAUUCGUUAUAAUAAUUUGUGAGCAAUGUUGCAAAGAACUGCGGUUUCCCCAAUUUUCAGCAGCACAUCAUCGCCUCUCUUGUUAAUGGCCAUUGCAAAAAGAAUCCCACUGAUGUCAUUUAUCCAGCAUAGCUAUCACACUUUACACCGUCCUUCCAUUCUCUCAUGCCAUCAUCCUGAUCAUCGUCCAUUUGCUCGACCUGUGAAGUUCUCUAGCAGAAGAGCUGAAUUUUGUAGCCUGGUGUCAUCAGCAGCAUCACGCAUCCAUGAGUCAUCAUCAACAGUGGCUACUAGGGUUUCGGGUAGAGAAACAAAAGCACAGAGGAGAGCUGCCCGGAAUUCGCCCGAGGGGCAGCUUCGCGUGAAGAUUGAUAUGUGCUCGAAAUCUGGCGACCUAACCGAGGCUCUCCGUCUCUAUGAUGAGGCACGCAGGGAUGGGAUCCCGGUUACCCAGCACCUUUACAAUGUAUUGCUGUAUUUGUGUUCUUCUUCUAAUGCGGGUUCCUUCUCUGAUUUGGGUUUGAAGAGGGGAUUUGAGAUAUUUCAGCAGAUGGUGAUUGAUAAAAUCGAUCCAAAUGAGGCGACUUUUACCAAUGCAGCUCGGCUUGCUGCAGGUUUGGAAGACCCUGAUAUGGCAUUUGAUUUGGUUAAGCAAAUGAAGAAUUUUGAUAUCCCUCCAAAAUUGAGGUCGUAUGGCCCGGCCUUAUUUGGAUAUUGCGAGAAGGAGAUGGCUGAUAAAGGUUAUGAAGUUUAUGUACACAUGAAUGAAACUGGUGUAGUGGCUGAAGAGGCUGAGAUUUCUGCACUUUUGAAAGUGAGUGCUGGUGCAGAGAAGGGAGGUAGGGUGUAUGAGAUGAUUCAUAGGUUGAGAGCCACAGUCAGACAAGUUGCAGAAUCGACUAUGGAGAUUAUUGAAGAUUGGUUUAAAUCUGAGGGUGGUGGGAAGGUUGGUUUAGGGAAAUGGGAUGAGAGGAAGGUAAGGGAAGGAGUUGUGAAGGGGGGUGGAGGGUGGCAUGGGCAAGGGUGGUUGGGGGAUGGCCCGUGGAGAGUGACAAGAACUCAAGUGGAUGAAGAAGGUGUUUGCCAGUGUUGUGGAGAGAAGCUUGUUUGCAUCGAUAUCGAUCCAAGAGAGACAGAGCAUUUUGCUAGAUCAUUGAGUAGCUUGGCUUGCAAGAAAGAGGUCAAAUCAGAUUUCAUUCGCUUCCAGGAGUGGCUCCGUAGGCAUGGUCCAUUUGAUGCUGUUGUAGAUGGAGCCAAUAUAAGUUUGAUCAACCAGCAGCAUUUUAACUUUCGCCAGCUUAAUAAUGUCGUGAACAAAUUGCGUGAAAUGAGUCCAUCAAAGAGAUUUCCACUUAUUAUUUUGCAUAAAAGCCGUGUGACUGGAGGUCCUGCUCAACAUCCGAAGAACCAGGCGCUAUUAGAGAGAUGGACAAAUUCCGGAGCACUUUAUGCUACUCCUCCUGGUUCAAAUGAUGAUUGGUACUGGUUAUAUGCCGCUGUGAGUUUUAAGGGUCUUUUGGUGACCAAUGACGAGAUGAGAGAUCACUUGUUCCAGUUACUCGGAACAUCUUUCUUUCCGAGAUGGAAGGAGAAGCAUCAGGUUCGACUGUCUGUGUCGACAUCUGGGCUCAAAUUACACAUGCCGCCUCCUUAUUCAAUUGUUAUUCAGGAGUCUGAAAAGGGUAGUUGGCAUGUUCCCAUGAGCACUGAUGAUGAUAUUGCCACGCCAAGGCAAUGGCUAUGUUCAACUAGGCAAAGCUCAUAGAGAGAGUGUGUGAGAUAGAGAGAGAGAGAAACCCACACACAAUGAAGAAGUCAUCAAGCAACUUGGCUGUUAACUUACCUUCAUCAGAAACUCCCAAGUGACUGCAGACAUGGUUUUUCUGGUCCGGCUGAAAUCUUAGUGGCUUCACACUUGGUGUAAUCUAUGUAAAAUCAUCAAUGUUGAGCAGAAAUGGUAGUUUGGUUGUAGAGAAUAGAGAUGAACAACUGAAAUUGGCCUGGUGAAUUUGCCUUGCCAGUGGUGGUUGUAUUAGUUGGUCUUGCAGCAUUGGUUGUUGUUAAGGAAUUUGUAAGCAACAACCAGAAGAAGGUAGAUGCUUAUAGUUCAUUCAAGCUAUACUAGUUAUGAGGCUGUCUGAUACUCUAGUGAAAUAGGGAAAUGUAUUAAUCCCAAGACAUGAAUAUUACUAUUUGUUCUUUGUUAUGUGGGCAAAGGAUACAGAAGUUUGUGUACUAGCCCAUGACAAUAAUCCAGAACCUGAUAUCAAGAUAGUGCUGCAAAGUGUUAGGUUUGUCUUUCAAAAGGAAUUAAACUGGUGGUGACGAGUCAUAGUUUAUUAGCUUCAAUACUAUUCGUAAUUGGGCUUAUCAACUUUUGUUUUCAUAACAAGUUAGUAAAUUUUAUGUUAGCUUUCAAAUUCAAAUCGAUCAUUUUUGAAGAAAGUUAUUGUACAGAUGUGUGCCUCACUCGCAUGAACAAACUCUCAGUUUUUAAAAGACCCAUUUAGGAAAAACCAAGGAGGCCUCAUUUCCUGAAAGAAAGAAAGAAAGAAAGAAAGAAAGAACUAAAAUUUAGGGGCUCCUUUCAGUAAAAUACCAAAGAUUAGGGACCAAAAUGAACCUUAAUAAGAACA